UGGUUAAAUGUUCUCUGUCUUCCUCGUUAUCUUGUGAUGGGUAAGACAGUGGUGAUGGCUGCUGCUGCUGCUGCUGCUGUUGGGGUGGUUGACCCGUGCUGAUGGUAACAGGAGCCAGCGAAGGGGGUGGUGGUCUAAGGACAGUAGGAACCACCGGUGUACCCAAAGGCGAUGGACUGAUGAACUGCUUUUGUUUCUUUUCCUUGUUUUUCUUUUUAUCCUUCUUUUUCUCCUUUUCGUUGUUGUCGUUGCCACUCUUUUUCUUUUUGUCUUUUUUGUCCUUGGUUUUUUUGUCCUUGGACUUUUUGUCCUUUUUCUUCUUUUUGCCUUCGUCUCCUACGGCCACUUGACCCUCGUGGCUGUUGUUGUUGUUGUUGAUGAGGAUGUUAUCGUAGUCGUCGUCUUCUUCUUCGGAGGAUGAAUCCAUGGAUAGUGUACCUUCGUCUGCAUCACUCUCGUCAUAACCUGUCAUGGCGUCAACAAAAUGGAUAGCGUAGGUGGUGCAAGGGGAAAACAAACGUCGAUUUUUAUAUGUCAACAAAAAAAGAAAAAAGCA
Molecule: messenger RNA, 556 nt
Organism: Mycotypha africana
Lineage: Eukaryota; Fungi; Mucoromycota; Mucoromycetes; Mucorales; Mycotyphaceae
Exons: 1
Coding region: 102-350 (82 amino acids)
Source: RefSeq, a predicted model, not a curated record